Molecule: messenger RNA, 9353 nt
Organism: Siniperca chuatsi (mandarin fish)
Lineage: Eukaryota; Metazoa; Chordata; Actinopteri; Centrarchiformes; Sinipercidae
Gene: plppr4b
Product: 2-lysophosphatidate phosphatase PLPPR4
Exons: 7
Coding region: 267-2783 (838 amino acids)
Biological process (GO): axonogenesis; signal transduction; phospholipid dephosphorylation
Molecular function (GO): phosphatidate phosphatase activity
Source: RefSeq, a predicted model, not a curated record
CCUCUCUCCCUCAGUCGGUGUGGCUCCGUUCUCUACCUGACAGCUCAUCGUAAGACACGCACAGAACCAAGUCCCGGGCUUCUCACUAGAGAUAAAGGGCCGCGCAGGUCUGGGUAUUUGGAGUCUGGGCAGUAUACUGACCGGCUGUUGUCCUGAGCGUCCAGAUACACACAGCGGCAUGGAGCGCUCCUGAUCUCUGCAGGAGAGCUCAGCCAUUCUUCCCUCGUCACAUCUUGGAUCUUGUUUGGAUAUUUGGAGACCUGGCCAUGUCGGCGAGAGAGAAGGGGAUCCUGACCAAAGACAGUGUCAGCCUGCUGCCCUGUUUUUAUUUUGUAGAGCUGCCAAUCCUGGUAUCGUCUUUGGUCAGUCUGUACUUCCUGGAGUGGACGGAUGUGUUCAAGCCGGUGAAGUCUGGCUUCAACUGCCAUGAUCGCAGCCUGAGCCUGCCCUACAUCGACCCGAACCACGAGGUCAUCCCCCUGCUGAUGCUGCUCAGCCUGGCCUUCGCCGGACCUGCCAUCACGAUAAUGAUUGGAGAGGCCAUCCUGUUCUGCUGUCUGUCUCAGAGGAAGAGUGGUGCUGGGGCCGAGGCCAACAUCAACGCUGCUGGCUGCAACUUCAACUCCUUCAUACGCAGAGCCGUCCGCUUUGUUGGCGUUCAUGCGUUCGGACUUUGUGCCACGGCCCUUAUCACUGACAUCCUCCAACUGAUGACAGGUUACCCAACACCCUACUUUCUCACUGUGUGUAAACCCAACUACACCACACUCAAUGUCAGCUGUGAGCAGAACCCCUAUGUUAUGGAGGAUAUCUGCUCAGGGGCCGAUUCCGCAGCCAUCAACCAGGGCAGGAAAUCCUUCCCGUCGCAGCACGCUACCCUUGCAUCCUUUGCUGCUGUCUAUAUUUCGAUGUACUUCAACAGCACGCUGACAGACUCAUCCAAGCUUCUCAAGCCCCUGCUGGUCUUCUCCUUCAUUAUCUGUGCCAUCAUUUGUGGUCUGACCCGGAUUAUUCAGUACAAGAACCACGCCAUUGACGUCUACCUGGGGUUCCUGCUGGGAGGAGCUAUUGCUGUCUACCUGGGGUUGUAUGCAGUUGGAAAUUUUCAGCCUAGUGAGGAGGCAAGUGCCAUCCCCUCUCCACUGCUACACCGCCCCCCCUGCUCCUUGCCCCACAUAAGCCAGGAGGCCAUACUCCAUCACCUGCAAAUGAAAGCCAGCAUGUCUGGGGAGCUCGGCAUACCCACCUCCCAUUCUGAGGGCCUCCUCCACCGAGGCCUUCAACAGCAGAGACCUGAUGAGAGUCUGAAGCGCUCCAGUGCAGAUGUGGAAGUGAUCUCCCCCCGCAGCCCUCAGAGCAAAGACGCCAUGGUGACAUUUAGCCACACCCUUCCUCGGGUUCACACCCCCCAGGCUAUGGCAGCGUAUGAGGAAGCAGCCAGACGUCACGCUGCCACCCUCCACCAUGCCUCCAUGGAUUCCAGCCGCUCAAAGCAGCUUCUGUCUCAAUGGAAAAGUAAGAACAACCACAAAUGCUCCCUGCAGAUUCCAGACUCCUCCUCCUCUGUAGAUUCGUCAUCUGGCCAGUCCUCCCAGCAUCCGCACCACCAUGGCAGCAUGGAGCUCCGAUCAAGCUCUGAGCCAUCGGCUAUGGGCCUGAAUGGAGGCUUUGAUGGUCAUGCAUACAUGCCCAAACUGGCCACAGGUGCUAGUACCACCCUGCCCAGUAACUGUAGUGGCAUCACCGGAGGGGCCAGGAUAUCCAUGCAAUCUAGACCUGGAUCUUCACAGCUGGUCCACAUACCAGAGGAAGCUCAUGAGAAUAACAAUACCACCUCCCCAAGGAUGGGGGGAGGAGGAGGAAGUGAGGGGAUGUCAACAUUAAAUAGCACAGUUCAGGCUAACUGGCAAAGGGCAGCAGAGAAGACUACAGCCUGCAGGACUAAUGAUAAUGGGCAGAACACCCAGCCACGAAUCAUGCAAGUGAUUGCUAUGUCCAAGCAGCAGAGCCUACUACAGACCCAUUCCAAGAGUUUAGAUGAGAGCAGCAUUGGCUGCAGCACCACUGGGAGUUGCCAGGGCUCUGCUCGCUACAGGGCACUAACUGAUCAAGACCCCACUAGCACCAUGGGGCCCAGCGCACUGGGUAGCACCACAGGCAGUAUUUCAGGGAGUACUGGAGCAAUUGUCAGAGUAGACGCCCAUCCUGGAAACAACAGGCCUGUGAUCCAAGCUCCAUCCACAGAUGGAAGCGGAUCAUGGAGGUGGCGGUCCCUGGAUCAUGGCACUGGAGCUGGUGGAGGUACAGGGACUAGUGGAGCAGGAGGAGGAUCAGGAGGAGGAGGUGGGAGUUUGAGGCAGUCCUUUGAGCUCAACGAUCUAAACAGAGACUCAGAAAGCUCAGACUCGAUACGUGAAGGGUCCAUUGACAGGAAGCGUGCCAAUCAUACUGUUACCACCACUGCCACCGUUAGCAGCCCGCCCAUAGUUACUGUUCACACCCAGAACACCAGCCAGUCAGAGCAGAGGCUUCACCCUCAGGGCCUCUCUACAAUAAGGGUCACUCCAGGGGAUGGUAGUGGUUCUGCAUCUGGACGAGGUGGAGGCGGAGGAGGAGGUGGAGAGACAGCUUCUGAAACCCCCUCAGUCGCCUCCAGUCGUGAGUCCACACUGCGGAGAAAAGGCAAUAAUAUCAUCCUGAUUCCAGAGAGAGCCAACAGCCCUGAUAAUGCCCGGAACAUUUUCUACAAAGGAACGUCGAUAACUCCUGUUUUCAAGGAAUAACUAAAUGACUGGAGACUUCUGAGAAGAUGUAGCUAAUAAUGCAAGAUGGCUGGAUUUUCAGAGAACCCCAUAUCUGCGACAACAGUCAGUUUUACCUGCCAUUGUAUAUAUCAUAAAAACUUCAAAUGAAAAGGUUUUAUUCAGCAUGAGAUUUUUGUACAUGUUUACACUAAAUCACAACCUUUCCAGUAUUGUUGAAAUAAUCACUGUGUACUUUUGUGGUCACUCCUAAGGAAACCUAUUGUAAUGUUGAUGCUGUGCCAGUGCUUUGGGGAUGGGAGAGCCUUUUUUAAACAGUUCCAUAUGUUUUGGAUAGAAAUCAUCACAAAAAAGAAAAAAGCAAUCAGCACAGUAACGUUUAAACUGUAGCAAACUACAGCAAAAUAAUUGUAUCAUAGCUGUGAAACCAGUGUUUACUUCCCUGCACUGUAAAUAUUGUGUAUGUUUGAAAAGGGUGCUACACCAGAAAAUACUAUUUACCAUAUAACAUACUGUAUAAUUUGAAUAGAUAAAGAAUUAAUUAUUUUACAAAGAGUGAACAACAAUGACAUUAAUAUGUGACAGAGAUAUGUUUUGUAUUUUGGCUCUUUUCUGUACAGAUAUCACAUACUCAACAGAAUACUGUUUGGAACCAUAAGUGUGCUUAGCAUUCCUUCUGUAGCUUUGAAGUCGAAUUUGCUGUGACUUGCACUGAAUUAUGCGUUUACUGUACCUUGUAUACUGUAAACCCUGACCUUACUCUUUAUAUCCUGUACUUACAUUUGGACGUCCAUGUCAAUCCCAUAUCUACAGCACAAAAAAGCAGCAAAACAGUGGAAUAUUCUUUAUACUGUAAGAUAAUUAAAACUCAAUGCAAUACUUGACCUCAAGCUUCCCAAUUGAAUUUGAUAGGUUUCAAUCUGCUUAAAAGCUGUCUUUGUAGCUUUCAAAUUAACAUUUUGCAAAAUACACUUGCUGCUGUCAAAUCCACAGCCAAAUCCUAACAUUAACAGACUCACAAAGUGGGGUAAUUAUUUGGGUGUCCAAGGUUCCCAAAAACUAUGUCUAUGCAUUUUUGCAUGACGGGCAGUUGGAGCACUUCCAGGGCUUGGAUGGGCAUGGAACUCUCCCAGUUAAGCCACAAAAGAUGAACAAAUGCUAUACCAAAAGAAAAGAAAAGACGCAAUUUUUCAGAAGCAAAGUUGAAAUAGUUAAAACUGAUGGCCAUAACAUACACUUAUAGCAUUGUUGAAAAAACUUUACCACAAGUUCAAACAUAUCUCAUUUUUUCAUUCUAUUCAUGUUGCUUUGUCAUGAUGCAAAGUUGUUGGAAGGUAUUUUCCCCCCUUUAGAUAGAGGCUACCAGUUUCCCCUUUCUUCCUGUCUUUCUGCUAAGCUAGGCUAAAUAUAUCUAUUUCUGUACUAGACACAGAGAGACUACAAUUGAUCUUCUUGUCUGCCUUAUGCACUUGAAGAACAACACUUUCUUCCAGCUUUGUGCUGUAAUUAACUUUUGUGCCAUAAAGCAACCAGCAGAUUUUCUACCAAAUCCAACCCAGUGUAUCAAAUGCUAUGUACAGGCCAGCAGAGGCUGCCAGUUCUCUCAGCAACCAUCUGGUUUGUUUAUGGUGAUAAUAGUUAUCUCAAAUUAAUAUGUUUUUCUUUGUUUUGUUUUUUUUAAAUUGAUACACAGUAUGUACAGGAUAGUGACUGUUGGAAAAAAGUUGAGCGAUUACAAAAUCUGUUGUUGACAGUAGUUUACAUUAUGGUGCACCUCAUUAAUUAGUAUCUCAGUGGUUAAAUAAGCACCCACAGUAUACAAAUGGCACCAAAUGUCCUUUGCCAAAUUGACUAUUUGAGAACAUUUGCCAAAGCUAGAAUUUUCAUAGAAAAAAAUAUAAAUCAUCAUAAUUUUCAGUAUUUGUAUAGCAAACCUGCAUUAUAUUGUACAUGAUUUAUUCUUUACCCCAAUAAUAUUUGCAUGGUCACUUUUAUGUAGUGCAUAUCACAACAUUUUUAUCAUAAAUGUGCUUUUAUUUUGAAAUUACACAAGCGUUUAACAGUAUGUUCUUUAUUUCAGUGUUUCAUAGUGAGUUUUUUUUUAUCUAAGUACUGUUGUCGCUUCAGGUCAUUGUUACAGGCUGGCUUUUUUUGCUUAAAUGAAGCUGCCACUCACUGCAUCAUAAAAAAUUGUAAUGUGUACGUAAUUUAACAAACAUGUAAAAAAAAUAAAAAUAAUAGCUGAGGUUUUGAUUCAUACUGAAACAAACUCUCGAAAAGAAAGUAAUCUAGGGGGACUGAAUAUUUGAAAUACAAUCUUUUGUCGUAUUUAAACCGUUAAAUCACUAGAUUUGGUUUUAAACUGUACCUCACAAUAAUUUCUUGCCCCCACUAUCAUCACAAUAAUAAGUAGUUUUGACUGCUCUCGAAAUGUCAAAACAUGAAACAUGAGUUACCACUGGGUAUUGUUAGAAUUUGUGGAACACAAUCCAAUGAAGAUUUAAUUUUAGCAUGAGUUAACUAGGAUUGUGUGAUUUGUUAGACUUUUGACUUCAGAUAUGCUAGCCAGCAUGGCCAAUAGUUGUUCUUCACUGUCAUACUGAGGUGCAUUUUAUAGAGACGGCUUUCCUUUAAAAUAAACACUUACACUUAGACUGGCUACCAUACAGUAUAAUGUUUAAUGCAAGCCUUAGAAAGACAAUGUGUUUCAAUGGCAGUCAAAUAUUCUAUUCAGCUGUUUUUUCUUUGAAGAUAUACUCGCAAAGCACUAUACAGUUACAAUCAUAAACAGUACAAUAUAGCUGAGUAGGACAGAAGUAACAGUUUCUUCGGGAGAAACACCCUCUCCUAAAUGAUCUUUUCCAAUGCAAUGCUACAAUGAUAACAGUAAAGAUAAUUACUGGUACUGGUACUUAACUAUCUUAAUGAAAAACACUAUAUUUUUCUUUUGACUAUGUUUUUCUUAUUGUCAGCAAAUCCUGUGAAAAAAACAAAAAACAACAAUGUGUUAGUCCCUCUCUCAUUAUUUUCUGCAUUUCCUACUGUUUCUGUGGCUCUCCGCUCCUACCCCAUUGCUUCCUACUGAAUACACAUAAAUCUUUAAAAAAGGCUCAGUAACUUGGGGACUAUUUUUAGCGGAGGAAUAAUACAUGUGGUGCUCUAGUGAGUAUUUGGGACAGCAGGACAGUGUAUGUGGGAUUUAGUCAAAAUAAACUGUGUGUGUGUGUGUGUGUGUUCAUGGUAAUGAACGAUCAUGUCACCCAGUGCAACAAUGUGGCUCAUUGAUGUGUUUUUAAUAGUUCUUGGACAUGAGAAAAGAAGAUGCAGCACACUGCUCUUGCUCAGCAUCAUACUAACGUUUUGGUCCAUCUGGACCUUUGUCAAGAGUGUUUUAAACAAUUCUUAAAACACUGAUCUUAAAUAGAUAAUGCUCCACCCAUUCUGUGUGCACAGGUGUGGGACAAUUAUUCUCCUGUGGGGGUCCCCCCCUCCGGUGGAGGGUGAGGAAGGCUAGACUAUUUUUACUAAACUCUGAAAUAGUGUAUAAUAAUUAUGUUACAUUGUCAAAUAAACAUUUAAUUUGCAGCACAACAUUGUUAUAUCUGAAAAAUAAGUGAGAUCAGCAACAAAAAAAUGAAUGAGCAUUCAAGGGCACUUUUGGUCCAAGCUCUGUUCAUUUGUGACCCGGCCUCUUUCAUGCUGCUGUCACACUUUCUCUUUCCCCCCAUCUGCUGUAGAGAAUAUCAAUACAUUUAACAGACAGUUUCUAUUUAACUGGCACAGCUUUUCUAGCCUUUACAGCACUGAUUAGGCGGCCCGCGAGUUGAGUCAGUGAGUGAGGUAGGCUACACACACACACACACAAGGAGAGUAGAGACAAGACGAGUCCGAGAAAUAAUUUCACAUGAUGUACUCUAAAAAUAGAAAAGUAGACAGCGAAAACAGAACUUUUAAUCAAGAAUGAACAGAUGCCAUUCAAUCUUCCCACAAGCAGUUCAAGACAAGUAUAUCUCAUAUGUUCAGAGAUUGUGGUGAUUAAUAGCGGCAAUGUGAAGCGCCACUACGAGACAAAGCACAGAGCAUCUUUUGAGCAGUUUACAAGAGGGACAGAUUUUGGUCAUUUUGCUAACAAGGGGGAUGGCAUCCCCCCUCAUCCUCCCUCAAAUCGCCUACUGCAAAUAAGAAAAAUAAAAAGAAAGAGAAAAGAAAGACAGGAAAACUACAACACAUAAAGUCUAUUUACAAGAAUAUUUCCAGAAAUUGCACAUCUGAUGAAUGAAAACAUUGCCUUGUAGCUUUCGUAAGUCAUUCCAAGUUGUGUAAUCAUAUGUACUACUUGUAUUAUGAGUGUAACUUAAGUAGGUCUAUAGAAUCCCAAAACUCCUUAGAGCAUGACCUGCCAUGGAAUGGCAUCGUUCAAUCCUUUGGGGGAUAAAGUUUGCAAAUUAAAUAUCCAGUAUACUUCUAUUAAGUAUUUCAUCAAUGAUGCCACCUCUCUCUGGCAGAGUCACUUUUUAAAUUCCCUGGAAACUAAAUGAUGAGAUAUCAUGUUUGAAGUCAUUGACUUCUUGACGGAGGUCCAAAGGGAUCUAAAUGUUAGUGUGAUCAAUAAAUUGUGAUGCUGAGCAAGAGCAGUGUGCAGGAUCUUUUCUCAAGACUGAAGUGAUACUUUCCGAUGCACCUGCAGCUGAUAUAGUUGGAUGUGUGAAUAUCUCCUUUGAAAAAAUUGUUUUUGGACAACAAUGGAGCUCUAAGGAACAGAGGAAUAAGAUAUAUCAGGCUUUGGAUACACACAGUAAUUGUUAGUAGGAUCAAUUCAUUGUUGGUUUGGGUCUGCACAUGGAAUUUGAUGAAUUGUUCUCUUCUGCUUUCUUACACUGCAACCUAACCUGCAGACCAACACGAAUCAAACUCCCUUUACGAUGACACAUAGAAAUAACAGAAAUCCUCCAAAGUAACAUAUCUAAUAUAUAGAUUGGAUAUAAAUAAAAAAGAUAUGAUGUGAAUAUUUCUGUGGCAUUGUUUUAAAUGAUUUGUCUGAUUCAGAGUCUGUCGCAAAGGCUGGUGAAAUCAAAGAGUGUAAUGUGACACAUGGGUAGAAAUGUAGAUCCAAUGUGAAUGGAUGCUCUCUGCAUGUGUUGCCCCCUGUGUUAUCCCUGGAUGAAUAAUUAAUGUUUUCUGAUACUGUGAUCAGCUGUAUGAAUUCUAUGCAGCAAGAAAAGAAACUGUAAAAAUGGAUUUAUUUGAAGGGGUGUGCAUAAGAUUGACAUGACACUGUCAUAACCAUUACAUGACAUCUGUCAUGAACAUGAAGGAGUCUUAUGAAAGUUUAUGUCGUGUCAUUCAGUCAAUUAUGUCACUGUUAAUGCAAAGUUGACAUUGUUGUUGAUGUUGAAAUGUCUUUGUUAUGACAACUUGACACCAAGAAAACAUGCCAUAGUAGGUCUAAUUAUCAAACUUAAAGAAACUAUUUAGCUUAAUGUGUUAACAGUACAUUACACUGUCUUAUGUGAUUGGUUUUGAAAUUGGCCUUCAUGAGACCAUUAUAGAAGAUGUCAUUAAGUUUAAUUACACUGUCAAAUGCUUUUAUAAUGGUGUCUUGAAUAACUCCCUGACCUCAAGUGAAGUGGUAGCAUUUGAUGACAGAGAACAGUACCGAGGUGAUCUACAGCGUUUCCUGAUGGACAGAUAGCUUUAUUUGUUGCUAAAGUAAUGUUAGCUAACCUAACCACAUUGGUGGUGGUUGAGAAGAGUUGGUGGCAGGCUGCACGGUUAACAGAGCUAACUAGCUAAUGGCAGCUAACAGUUACAGUUAGCAGCAGUUAGGGGUUUUAAUAAUAAUAAUGAUGGAUUACAUUUAUAUAAUGUUAGCGCUUUAUGUUGAUGAAUUCUUCAUGACACCGUUAUAAAAGCAUUUGACAGUGUGAUGAAACUUAAUGACAUCUUUAUGACAAGUUCAAAUGCUUCCACUUUACUUGAGGUCAAGGGAAUUAUUCAUGACACAAUUAUAAUGUCUUAUGACAGCCAAUGUCAGAACCAACCGCAUAUGACAGUAUAAUGUAAUGGUAACACAAAGCUAAAUAGUUUCUUUAAGUUUGAUAAUUAGGACUGCUAUGGCAUGUUUAUGAGAAGUUAAGUUUUCUAGGUUAAAGUCAAGUUGUCAUAACAAAGACAUUUUUGUCUUGGUUAAUGACAACUUAUUAUAACAAAAACAAUUUUGUCUUGGUUAAUGUCAAGUUGUCAUGAAGACAUUGUUGUCUUGGUUAAUGUCAAACAACGUCAACUUGCAUUAAAAGUGACACAAUUGACCGAAUGAUACUUACUGACAACAGUCAAAAACAUUCAUAAAGAAGAAGUGUCUUAUGAAAUAAAUUACUUCAAAUAAAGUGUUAUUGGAUUAGUUGAGUUCAAAAAGAAAAAAAAGGCUCAAUAGUUAAGUUUUUGUGUAACAGUCAAAAUAGCAAAGUAUUAAUUGCUUAAAGACAGUUGAACCUAGCAAUCACACUGAGUAUUCCGAGCACGCUGAUCAGGGUAGAUGACAAAUUGUGCAUUGUCCAAAUGAUUGGAAUAAAUGUUUGCUAUUGAAACCAA